Messenger RNA from Lachancea thermotolerans CBS 6340, 1203 nucleotides. RefSeq names its product alkene reductase. Gene Ontology annotation, molecular function: FMN binding; NADPH dehydrogenase activity. The transcript has a single exon. The coding region runs from base 1 to 1203 and encodes 400 amino acids. The record is from RefSeq and is a predicted model, not a curated record. Lineage: Eukaryota; Fungi; Ascomycota; Saccharomycetes; Saccharomycetales; Saccharomycetaceae.
AUGACAUUUGUCGAAGGCUUCAAACCUAUCGCCCUUAAAGACACGAACCUGUUCAAGCCAAUCAAAGUUGGGAAGACAGUCCUGCGCAACAGGGCUGUACUGUGCCCAUUGACCAGGCUGAGGGCUAGCCAGCCACGGCAUGUUCCCAAUUCGGAGCUCGCUACAAAAUACUACGGCCAGCGUUCUAGCGUUCCAGGUACUAUGAUCAUAACAGAAGGCACUUUCCCAUCGGCUCAGUCCAGUGGAACCGACAAUGCUCCCGGCAUCUGGUCGCAAGAGCAGGUUACAGAAUGGAAAAAGAUCUUUUCCAAAAUCCACGAAAACAAGUCUUUUGUCUGGGUCCAACUAUGGGUUUUGGGACGGCAGGCUUCUCCAAAGAGUCUCAAGAGAGACGGGCUGCGCUACGAUGCGCCAUCCGAUGAGCCUUACAUGAGCGAAGAAACAAAAAAGGAAGCUAUCGAAAGCGGUAACCCGCAGCACGGACUGACGCACGAAGAAAUCAAGCAAUAUAUCCAGGACUACGUGCAAGCUGCCAAGAAUUCGCUGGAGGCUGGCGCUGACGGAGUGGAAAUCCACAGCGCCAACGGCUACCUUUUGAAUCAGUUUCUUGACCCCAAAUCGAACAAACGGACCGACGAGUAUGGAGGGUCUAUCGAAAAGAGAGCCAGGUUCUUGCUAGAGGUUGUUGAUGCCGUUGUAGACGCUGUCGGCCACGAACAUGUCGGUGUUCGUUUAUCACCCUACGGAACCUUCGGAAACAUGUCGGGGGCCUCGGAUCCUCUAUUCCUUGCACAAUACGCUUACGUGGUAGGACAGUUGGAGGCGAGAGCCAAAUCUGGCAAGGGAAUUGCUUAUAUACAUUUGGUCGAACCUCGUGUCACCAGCCCACGGCUUGUUGAAGGUGAAGGAUGGUUCAAAGAUGGUUCAAAUGAGUUUGUGGGAAGCAUAUGGAAGGGGCCAAUAAUCAAGGCCGGUAACUACGCUCUGGACCCUAAGGCUGCCAAGGAGGAUGUGCAGUUUGAUGACAGGACGCUUAUCGGGUAUGGAAGACUCUUUAUUGCCAACCCAGACCUUGUGCUACGACUCAAAGACGGCCUUCCCCUAAACCAGUACGACAGAGACACAUUUUACACUCAAACCGCUAAAGGCUACGUAGAUUAUCCCACCUUUGAGGAAGCGCAGAAACUCUCCGCGGCGGCUUAA